AUGAAGAUGCAGGAUCUCCUUAACACCAGGCACAGCGUACAGUGCGCCGAUCUCGACCUCACGAGACUUUGGGCAUCUCGUCGCGACGACUCUGCGAUGGAGUUGGUGGUUGGUCAUCCGGAUGAUUUCGAGAGGUUGGUUCCUUCAGCUGUACGCCGACACAAUGGCUCCACGGCAGUCGAGAUCGACAUCAAAAAGAUCCCCCGAAACAUGGGCAAGGCCCUGCAGCUGACACAGCUUCUACCGAUUUUGCAAACGAACUCUGCCAGGUUUGUGGCUUUCGAGAUCAAGGACAUGGAUCGCGCAGCACUGGAGCUGACGUUGCAGACGCUGCACCGAGCCGGGAUGGCAGGUGGAUGCAAGUUCGCCGUGUGGUAUUCGCCUGCGGAUAUGGACCUGUUCCAGCAGGUCCACAGGAAGCGUUACCCGGAGAUCAAGAGCAUCCUUGCGAUGUACGAUCGACCGUGGAAAGGGAACCCAGCUGCUUCUUUGGCCAGUUUAGAUGAGGCAGCAGAAGGUGGCUUCGAUAUGGUGGGACCGUCCAUCGACGUGAGCGAGACGCUGCUGUCCAAGGCUGUUCGCCAAGGUUUCGGCGUCAUGGCCUAUGGCAUUUCCACCGAGGAGCACGUUGUGAAAGCAGCCAGAACUGGCGUGCAGUACAUGGCGACUGACCAUCCGGUCUGGCUGCAAUCUCAGCUGGAGAUGCUCCGUUCGACAGGCGGCUGUGGCGGUCCGGGGCGGCUGCUAGCGGUCUGCGGGGCACAGCUUGGCACAAUCUGGAUUGCUCAGGGUACGCUAGGCUCGACAGCGAAGACGGUGCUCUGCCUGCUGUCGCUGCUGACCAUGAUAUGCUGGCCAGUAUUCAUGUUUAUAUUGUGA
This is a messenger RNA of Symbiodinium sp. CCMP2456, 879 nucleotides long. Lineage: Eukaryota; Dinophyceae; Suessiales; Symbiodiniaceae. The record is from the annotation of a GenBank genome assembly.